Molecule: messenger RNA, 3096 nt
Organism: Maylandia zebra (zebra mbuna)
Lineage: Eukaryota; Metazoa; Chordata; Actinopteri; Cichliformes; Cichlidae
Source: RefSeq, a predicted model, not a curated record
UACAUGCAUUGGGGACAGGAUAUUCUUUUGAAGAGGAAAGGGAUGAGAAAGAAGAAAAGCAGUCAGCUGUGAAAAUUAGGUGGACAAUGAACAUGCCUGGCGGCACCCCAGGGGAGGAGCUCACAGAUGAGGAGAAGGAGAUCAUCAACAGUGUGCUAGCUCGGGCAGCUAUGAUGGAGGCCAUCGAGCAAGAGAGGAUUGAGCGUCUUUCCAGUCGUCUGGAUAAUAUCAAGAAGACAGCGUGUGGUGAUGGAGAGAUGCACUGUCUGCUGUGUGGUGCGUCGUUUGGACCACAGGGGGUCACAGCUGUCCUCUGUGUGCAGUGCAAAAAACAUAUGUGUACCAAGUGUGGAAUUUCAAGCAACAGCAGGACAUGCCCUGUGUGGCUGUGCCAGAUCUGCAAUGAACAGAUAGAGGUACAGAAGCGUUCAGGAGCUUGGUUCUUUAAAGGAAGAGAGCAACUGGGUCUGCCUGCCCCCCUUCCUCUGUCCAGACCUGGACAGUCGAGCACAGAAAACUACUCUACUCCAGCAGGCUACAGUGGAUCACAUCAGGGAUACGAGCGCAUUGCAGGGUCACAGCAGCACAAGUCUUUUGGAUCAGAACAAUGGGAACAGACAGCAAAAACAACAGCUGACAGUUGUAAUGAGGGUCAUUCCCAUCCAGCCGCUGUAAUGAAGACAGAGAGACAUGUGUCAGCCUCCAAACCACCUCAGGCAAACACAGAGCACACAACCCCUAACUCAGUACCUGCUGCAGGUAUGGAGAACCAUCACGCGGAAAGACAAGAAACAUUGCCCCCUCCAGCUGUGGAGGAAAAAAGACCACCUGUUAUCUCUGGCUCUGUUUCAUCUCAUAAGCCUGUCUCCAGAGUUGGUCCACCUGUUAACCCACCUGCCAACAACCCUGCUCCUCCCAGACCCCCACCAGAUCAAACAGAGGAAGACAACAAUGACUAUGACUCAGAUGAUGCCACCACUCUGGGAUCUCUGGAGUUCACUCUACUCUAUGAACAGGAGAACCAUGCACUACACUGCGGUAUUGUUAAAGCUAAGGGUUUAAAAGCAAUGGACUCAAAUGGACUUGCAGACCCAUAUGUUAAGCUGCACCUGUUACCUGGAGCCAGUAAGUCUAAUAAGCUUCGUACCAAGACACUUAAAAACACCUUGAAUCCUGUUUGGAAUGAAACCCUGGUUUACCAUGGCAUCACAGAUGAAGAAAUGUCACGCAAAACCCUCCGGCUUUCGGUGAGUGACGAGGACAAGUUUGGACACAAUGAAUUCAUAGGAGAGACACGAGUGGCCCUCAAGAAACUGAAAUUUAAUGAGAAGAAGAACUUCAGUGUUUGUUUGGAGAGAGUGAUCCCAGUGAAGAAGGCUGUAGGAGGAUCCAUCCGUGGCAUGGCUCUUUAUGAGGAUGAUCUGAAAGAAGUUGAAAACUCAGAGGAGAGGGGCCGUAUCUUGAUAUCAUUGAUGUACAACAGCCAGCAGAGUCAUUUGAUAGUGGGUGUGGUCCGAUGUGCUCACCUGGCUGCAAUGGACUCCAAUGGAUACUCUGACCCGUUUGUCAAAGUAUGUCUCAAGCCAGACAUGGGAAAGAAAGCUAAAAACAAGACACAGAUCAAAAAGAAGACACUUAACCCAGAGUUUAAUGAGGAGUUCAGUUAUGAAAUUAAGCAUGGUGAGCUAGCCAAGAAAACACUUGACAUCUCAGUCUGGGACUAUGACAUGGGGAAAUCCAAUGAUUUUAUUGGUGGCUGUCAGUUAGGCAUCCAGGCUAAAGGAGAGUGUUUGAAGCACUGGUAUGAAUGCCUCAAGAAUAAAGACAAGAAGAUUGAGCGUUGGCAUGUUCUUCUAAAUGACAACACCACUCAGUUUGAGGAUUGAAAGUUAAAAUCUUCAACUCUUGUCUGUAUUUUUUUCUCCAUAUCUCUCUGUAAAAUGUCUUCCAUGAGUGCAGGUAGACAAAUAAUGUACUCUUGCUUUCAAUGUAGUUUGCUGCAAAAUGCUAUAUGAAAGCUUCAUUUUAAGCACUAUUGUUUUUUGUGAUCAACAUGGAUGUUGACCUUUAUGCUUUUUGUCAAAAGGAGUUUAUCAUAUCAUAAACUGUAUCAGACUAUAAACAAAUAUUCUGACAUGCAGUAAUGUUUGAACUGAUUAUCGUGUUUUAUGGACAAGAUAACAGCCCUUUAUUUUCGUCAUCAAGUCAAGUAUCUACAGAACUUACACAUACUGAUAUUGAUAUGUAUCCAUGUCACCUAAGGUCAUGUGUUAUCAUCUGAUUUUCCAUAUUGUUUGGGUAUGGGUGUUAUGUUUUUAUUUUCAUGUGUUGUGGUACAUAUUUAUUCUGCUUUAUGCAUCUGUUAAAUAUUACGUUAGGCACUGCAGUGAACAAUCAUUUGUUUUGCAUGUGACAUGCAGAUAACAUACUGUUUUCCAUAUCUUCAUGGUCGCUACAUCACCUUCUUCCAUGCAUGUGGGGAGUAUUCAACAACCUAAAAUGUUUCUGCAUGAAAUUAUAAUAAUGAUUAUUUCAAAAACAAGUUUAAUUAUGCAGUGGCUGUUAGGUUGACCAGAUCCUAGGAAACUAAAUGUGGGGAAAAGGCACAAUGUGGCCUGUGUGAAUUUGAACCCAGAGACUAAGGGUUAUACCUCAUGUUCAGUUGUUCAGAAUAUUUAAACGGACAACACUGUUCUGUCUAGUAUUCAUCUUUGGAGUUGAAAAGGUGUUCAUCCAUAUAUACUGGCAAAUCUAUUAUUGAUCAUUUUUCUUGUUCUAUUUUUUGUGAGACUUUUAGGAGAUGAGUUUGGUAAACAAGAACUAAUAGAACUAAUUAAAAUGUGUGACAUUGUCUAAAUAUAUGAAUAUAUAGGAAGAGGGAGUUAAGGGCUUAAGUAAGGGUUCCACUUUAUGUCCAGUCUCACAUAAAGUGGAAUAUCUGGUCACCGGAAGUUCUGUUUUUGGAAUAUGAUGAAAUAUUGCUCCACGGGUAUAUCUUAUAUACAUUUGCAGGUUGUUUUCAGUUACAUAUUCAACAUUGUCCUGUCUGUACUGAUAUUGGUGCAUGUCUGUAGCAACACAUGGCUAAUAAAUAAA